Messenger RNA from Fulvia fulva, 336 nucleotides. Its product is annotated as Highly reducing polyketide synthase. Gene Ontology annotation, molecular function: fatty acid synthase activity. NCBI's taxonomy places the organism in Eukaryota, Fungi, Ascomycota, Dothideomycetes, Mycosphaerellales, Mycosphaerellaceae. The transcript has 4 exons. The coding region runs from base 1 to 336 and encodes 111 amino acids. Gene Ontology annotation, biological process: secondary metabolite biosynthetic process; fatty acid biosynthetic process. The record is from RefSeq and is a predicted model, not a curated record.
AUGACUGAGAGUAGCUCCAUGACCGGUCCUAUGACACUGCUACCUUUGUUGAGGGCCAUGGAACUGGAGCACCUUGAUCCAGUCGAGGCAGGCGCCUUUGCAGCAGUCAUCGGUGUCAAUCGCUCGCCGGAAGAUCCGCUGUACAUCGGAUCGGUGAAGUCAAACUUCGGACAUCUCGAAGGUGCGAGUGGCAUCAAUGCCAUGAUCAAAGCUUUACUCAUGCUCGAGCAUGAUGUUCUACUGCCGAAUGCCGACUUUCGAGAGAUGGCGGCCAACAUAGAGUACUACAAGAAACUAUUCUUUGGCCAGGGAUCAAGAAGCGACGGAUAUGUUUGA